GCCAAUCCUGCUGAAGAAUUGCUACUUGUUUAAGUACUCUUUCAGGUUUGCGAUUUAUUUCCUCCUAUGAGUCUGAAUCAAUUAUAUCACCCGCCAUUUCCUUUUCGAUUGGGAUGGAUUUUUAUACAAAUCUCUGAUUGUUCAUUCGUCCCAGUUGCGUAGCUUUAAUUUUAUCAUGACAAAUGACAAUGUAUGCUGUAUUUUGGUACCAAAUUUUUGAGCUCGUCUCUUUUCAUUUGUUCGUUUCGGGUUCCUAAUACUGUUGCUUUACCACUAUAUUUCGAGUCAGACACGUUAUAUAUUGUUAUGUUAGUGUGAAAGUGUUGUCAUGAAGCAAAUUAGUUCUGCGUUCAAAUGUUUUCCCACAUCUAGCUAUCCAGGUUGAAGACUGAAAGCAAUAUAAGUAACUUUUAUCCGUCGUCAUGUUAUUUUCUUCCUUCAAAAAAAUCUGCAACGGUAAUAAUUUAAUAGUGCAACUCUGUUCCAUGUAGAAAUUCGUUUUAGCUUCUCUUCCACAGCAAACGAAUUAACAACCGUAAAUCUAGAAUAUUUCCAGUUUUUUAUUUUUCUUCUUGCCAUCAUUGAGUCAAAAUCCCAUGGAAUCUCCUGAUCUCUUCCGUAAGACGUCUUAGAUGUGUCCAUCCACGUAGAGAAAAAGACAUGGGUUACACUCCCAAUAGGCCAUUCCAGAAGUUUAAAAGAUAAUGCAAGUAGUACCUGAUUCCUUACCGUCCACAAAUUGCGUAAUGUGGCCAAACAAGAUUUGGACAUGCACCAUGUAUGGCCCUGCAGAUCAACAGUAUAUACAUGAUACGAACAAGUCCGAAGUCUUGGUGUUGAACUUGUAAGUAGACAUCAGCUAGAAUGUUCUGGAUUUAUUCCCUACUAUAUAUACUACUGCAACCAUACAUCUGAUCAAUCUAGGUCCAAUGUUGCGGGAACAAAGCAGUCCUAUAUAAGUGGCAACAAUAACCUGCAGGUUAUUGAACUUUAAAGCUACUUGACAUUUCCAAGAACACACUGCUAACAUCUAGCAGCAGGUGAAGAACGAGCUGCUCAAAUGGCACACGAUCACAAGGUGCUCGACGCGCUCGACGCGGCCAAGACGCAGUGGUAUCACUUCACGGCGGUGGUGAUCGCCGGCAUGGGCUUCUUCACUGACGCCUACGACCUCUUCUCCAUCUCCCUCGUCACCAAGCUGCUCGGCCGCAUCUACUACUUCGACCCCAGCUCCAGGACCCCCGGCACCCUGCCGCCCAACGUGUCGGCGGCCGUCAACGGCGUCGCCUUCUGCGGGACGCUGGCGGGGCAGCUCUUCUUCGGCUGGCUCGGCGACAAGAUGGGGCGCAAGAAGGUGUACGGCAUGACGCUGAUGCUCAUGGUCAUCUGCUGCCUGGCCUCCGGCCUCUCGUUCGGGUCCGCGCCCAAGGGCGUCAUGGCCACGCUCUGCUUCUUCCGGUUCUGGCUCGGCUUCGGCAUCGGCGGCGACUACCCGCUGUCCGCGACCAUCAUGUCCGAGUACGCCAACAAGCGGACGCGCGGCGCAUUCAUCGCGGCCGUCUUCGCCAUGCAGGGAUUCGGCAACCUCACCGGCGGCAUCGUCGCCAUCAUCAUCUCCGCCGCGUUCAAGGCGCGCUUCGACGCGCCGGCGUACAAGGACGACCCAGCCGGCUCCACUGUUCCGCAGGCCGACUACGCGUGGCGCAUCGUCCUCAUGUUCGGCGCCAUCCCGGCGCUGCUCACCUACUACUGGCGCAUGAAGAUGCCGGAGACGGCGAGAUACACCGCGCUGGUCGCCAAGAACGCCAAGAAGGCGACGUCCGACAUGGCGCGAGUUCUCAACGUCGAGCUCGCCGAGGGGCAGCAGCAGAAAGCGGAGGAGGAGCUCGAGCGCCGCGAGGAGUACGGCCUCUUCUCCCGUCAGUUCGCCAAGCGGCACGGCCUCCACCUCCUGGGCACGGCGGUGUGCUGGUUCAUGCUGGACAUCGCCUUCUACUCGCAGAACCUGUUCCAGAAGGACAUCUACGCCGCCGUCAACUGGCUGCCCAAGGCGGAGACCAUGAACGCCCUCGAGGAGAUGUUCAGGAUCUCCCGCGCGCAGACUCUCGUCGCGCUGUGCGGCACCAUCCCGGGCUACUGGUUCACCGUCUUCUUCAUCGACAUCAUCGGCCGCUUCGCGAUCCAGCUCGGCGGUUUCUUCUUCAUGACGGUGUUCAUGCUCGGCCUCGCCAUCCCGUACCAUCACUGGACGACGCCCGGUAACCACGUCGGCUUCGUCGUCAUGUACGCCUUCACCUUCUUCUUCGCCAACUUCGGGCCCAACUCCACCACCUUCAUCGUGCCAGCAGAGAUCUUCCCGGCGCGGUUGCGGUCCACAUGCCACGGCAUUUCCUCAGCUGCAGGGAAGUCCGGCGCCAUUGUCGGUUCGUUUGGGUUUCUCUACGCGGCGCAGAGCACUGACCCGACCAAGACAGAUGCCGGCUACCCACCGGGCAUCGGCGUGCGCAACUCACUGUUCAUGCUCGCUGGAUGCAAUGUCGUCGGGUUCCUGUUCACGUUCCUCGUGCCCGAGCCUAAAGGAAAGUCGCUGGAGGAGCUCUCCGGCGAGAACGACGAUGAGGAGGCACCACCACCAUCUGGCCAGAGUAACCAGCAGACCGUUCCAACGAAUUUGAGCGAAUAAAUUACUGAUCUGUUACUCGCCAAUGUCUUUACUUCCGUAGAGGUAUAUGUACGUCCAUCGAAAUUCAGGAACUUAGCUGAAUUGGCAUGUUUGUAAUAUGACCAUAUUUCUUGUUAGUGGCUACUCAUCGAGCUUGCUGCCUGUCA
Messenger RNA from Panicum virgatum (switchgrass), 2829 nucleotides. Its product is annotated as probable inorganic phosphate transporter 1-5. Gene Ontology annotation, molecular function: phosphate transmembrane transporter activity. Gene Ontology annotation, cellular component: membrane. The coding region runs from base 1061 to 2683 and encodes 540 amino acids. Gene Ontology annotation, biological process: transmembrane transport; phosphate ion transport. Lineage: Eukaryota; Viridiplantae; Streptophyta; Magnoliopsida; Poales; Poaceae. The record is from RefSeq and is a predicted model, not a curated record. The transcript has a single exon.